This is a messenger RNA of Brassica rapa (field mustard), 2631 nucleotides long. Its product is annotated as meiosis-specific protein ASY2-like. NCBI's taxonomy places the organism in Eukaryota, Viridiplantae, Streptophyta, Magnoliopsida, Brassicales, Brassicaceae. The record is from RefSeq and is a predicted model, not a curated record.
AUGUCGUCGCACCGUUUGACGCGAGAACAAAAAGGAAAGGGGGCAGUAUCUUCUCGGGAUUCUGCUGAGAAUCCUGACAGUAUCCAUCACGAAGCAAUGAUGGAUACGGGGAAUAUGGAUCUAACGCAGCGUCUUUUGGUCUCGGAAGCAAGAGAUCAAUUCCGGGGUGACGACGACGGUCAAGAUGCGGUCGACAUCUCGACUGUUCCGAUCAGCUACUAUCCCGGAAACAUCUUCUCGGAGGAGAGUCCACUGGAGGUUUGGAGGAUUCGACCUUCGGUUGUAGAUGGACAGGACUGGUCGAACGUCGAGAGGACGAGGUCUACCGUGGAAUCGGUAGAGGCUAUCCUCCGAGAUUUCAACGCACACGGGGUCUCAUUUAUUAUUCCGAAACCAGAUCAGAGGCCUUGGUCACCUCCGAAGGGUUAUCAGUGCAUCUACGAGUCGUAUUUCCGGAACGACACAAAAAUGUGGCUUCCGAUUCCUCGAAUCGUCACGGCUUAUGCGUUCCGCCGAGGGGUUGCUCUAAGCCAGCUGAUGAACGGCUCUCUUCGUUUGAUGGUCGUUCUGUCGGUGAUUGCGGCUGAGGCGGGGACGUCGAUGAGUGUGAGGUCGUUUGAAGAGUUGACUUCGGUUUCAAUCUCCGACGAUGGGCUCGUCUCGACGAGGAUGCGCCCGAACUAUAACGUGGUCACGGGGUAUCCGACCAAAACCUCGGAUUGGCAACGUUCGUACUUUUAUGUGAAGUCGAACAGGUCUGCGUUCGAGGAACCUCCGAAAUCCGGUUAUCGCAUUCUUUGGAAUGCAGAGAUGGUUGGUCACCCGAAUCUUGCCGCAUACCCCGAGGAUUGGAAGGAGAGUGCUCGGAUCGUCGCGUUACAGAAGCAGGAUAACUGGGAGGAUUUUACUCGGGAGAGAAUCCAAAGAUCUGUAGAGCGGAUUGCGAGCCAGCAUUGGAUCUCGGAUUCGCUUCCUCUCAUCAAUCGAUCGACUUUGAAGCGGUUAUCCCUUUUCACACGAGCCGAACAGAAGGAGAUCAAUCGGGCCCGAACAAUGAAGCAACUGCCCGAUCUUAGCCUUAUUAUGGCAGGGAAGAUAGGUGCCAAAAAGGGUACUGACGACUCUGCGGAGGUCGGGAUUACGGACGCUGCUCCCGUUACCGCCGAGCGGGCGCCUACCGGCGGUUCUUCCCAGGGAAAGAACUCGAAGAAGAAGAAAAGCACGGAGACUCGGAAGGAGUCCAAUGAGAUGGGUCAAACCGAUCUGGGUAACUCCUCCAAGAAGGGUGGUAAGAAGAGGAAGGCCGUGGAACCGCCUGCGGAAGACGUUCCUAGGAAGAAGAAAAUGAAGAAGCAAGAUUUCUUCGUGCCCCGACCAUCCUCGGUUUGCGAGGAGGAACUCCAGGCUUUGGUUCCCGAUGCUACUCCCGACGUUGGGACCUCGGAUGAUGAUGAAAACGAGACCAUAGCUUUGCGUCGGAGGAGACGAGAGGGUCCUCAGCAGAGUCGUGGAGCCUCGGUGGGCGGUCAGGGCAUCUCGGAGGUUCCGAGGGAGUUGCCAGCCUCCGAAAGACAGCAAGUCCCCCUGAGGGGCGACUCUUCGGCUCAUAUUACGGAAGGUUCUGAGACCCGCGUGUCCGGCCGUCCCAAGGAAACCCCGGAGGAUGGGUUCAAGUUUGAGUUCAACCGAGAGCUUCCGCUGGCUUGUUACCCGGAGGAUUGUGCUCGCUUUCUGCGGUUAGUCAAAGGCGGUCCCGAUCAGCUUCCUUCGGUGGGGGACCUCAUCUUCAAAGACGAGUAUGAGCACGCCUCUUGCUCGUCGGUAAAGAGUCACGGCGACUGGAAUGUUCUGGUUGGGAAGUAUGACACAGCCCUCAGGCGGGCCAGAGAGCAGAUCUGUGAGAGUGAGGAAGCUAAGAAGAAAGCGGAGGAGGCUCUUCGGGUUUCUUCACGGGAAAAGACAGAAGCCAUUGCUCGGGAGAGAGCUCUCAGGAAAGCAUUUGACGAGACGCGAACAUCUGACGCGGCUGAGCUGCAGAUGUGUAAGGAGGCGAUGAACAACCUUGAAGUCGUGGUGGACAAGCAGCGGAAGGAAAAGGUUGAUUUAGAGAGAAGGAUGGCUGCGGAAUCACUUAGGCAUUCCGAGGAGAUGACCAGGCUUCGGAAAUCUCGUAGGUAUGAAGUUACGCACGAGAGAAUUCGCGUGCUGAUUGCCAUGAUUGCUAAGGCCGAGAAGCGCUUCCAUAAGAUUUCUCUUCGUGAGGACCAAAGAGACAAGUACGACGAUGCUCGAUGUCUCUACAGCCAAGCCUUUGGAACGAGGAAAUGCCUUGAGCAGAUUAAAGCCUCGGGUGUCGAAAUCCCGCAGGAAACCAUCGAUUUCUUCGCUGGGCAAGAGAGGCAUUAUGAAGAAGAAGCAGAACGCUUGGAAGUAAAGGAGAUUCCAGCAGAGGACCUUCGCCUCUCCCCGCUAGUGUUGGAGUCUCGGUUCCUGAUCGAAGAGAUUUGGCGUCAGCUCGACCCGUUUGGAUCGAACAUUGGUUUGAUCGAUUCAGAGGCUGCUAUUGCUCUUCGUACUCCUCUCGCCGACCGAGAUCCCCGCUCUGAAGAUCCGACGGAGAAGCCCGCUUAG